Molecule: messenger RNA, 753 nt
Organism: Etheostoma spectabile (orangethroat darter)
Lineage: Eukaryota; Metazoa; Chordata; Actinopteri; Perciformes; Percidae
Gene: insl3
Product: insulin-like 3 (Leydig cell)
Exons: 2
Coding region: 101-496 (131 amino acids)
Biological process (GO): adenylate cyclase-inhibiting G protein-coupled receptor signaling pathway
Cellular component (GO): extracellular region
Molecular function (GO): G protein-coupled receptor binding; hormone activity
Source: RefSeq, a predicted model, not a curated record
AUAAACCCCUGCUCUCCUCACACCUAACCUUAACGCUCAUCUACCCUUCCCCUCUGUUCUUUUCUCAAACUCUGACCAACGCAGUACUAACCACCGUACAAUGUCUGCUGCUAGGUCUUUGGUGCCUCUGAUGGUGGUGCUGGUGGCUGCAGUGGGUGAAGCCCGUGCCCAGGAGAGGAUUAAGAUGUGUGGGAGAGAUCUGAUACGUCUGGCUGUGACGUCCUGUGGCAACUCUCGGGUGAGGAGAAGCAUCCUGGACGCAGACCUGGCCCAGCGGCAACAUGCCUCUCACUGGGACCAGGAUGCCUUCACAGAGGAGCCCCAGGCUACGGAGGCCGCCCCCAUCGCUCCAGAAUCAGACGGGGACAAGGGUGUCUUCUCCUUGACUCCUCACUGGUACACCCUGCUCUCUCGGGUUAGACGAGAUGCCGGAAAAAUAUCUGAUAUUUGCUGUGAGAAGGGAUGCAGCAUGAAAGAGUUGAUCCAGUUUUGCUAAAUGUAGCUCCCUACUUGUCACACAAUAAAUUAUUGUCUUAAAACGUUGUGAUCUGUGCUGCGACGUUGUUUGAAGGAACCUUUGUUGCUUAUUUUGUUUACCAUCAGUAGAAACAUGAUCAUAUUUAAUACAUUAUUUACUAAGCCAUACUGCAGCGCAAAGGAUAACAGCACAAUGUUUUGUUUGUAAAACAUUCAAAUUAAUAUAAUUUAUUCUCUGUAUCAUUGUAGAAGAAGUUUAAUUGCAACCCUCAAAAU